Molecule: messenger RNA, 612 nt
Organism: Manduca sexta (tobacco hornworm)
Lineage: Eukaryota; Metazoa; Arthropoda; Insecta; Lepidoptera; Sphingidae
Exons: 1
Coding region: 1-612 (203 amino acids)
Source: RefSeq, a predicted model, not a curated record
AUGGGCUUUGAGGAUAGGAAGGAACUGGAAAGAGUGAAGGAAAGAUUGAAAAAAGACGGGAAAAACCUGAAUGUGCAAGAGGUAAAAAACAAAGACCCAUUAGUAAUUAUUAAGGACCUCCUAAACUGCCACUCGAACGAAGAGAUCCUCGGUGCGAUCAGGGCGCAGAACAAAAACCUCCUGGGCCAGAUACCGAAGGAAGCCGACCGAAUGGACGUCAGAUAUAGACGUAAGGCUAGGAACCCGUUGAUGACGCACGUGAUCCUGCAGGUGUCGCCACAGCUCUGGAGGAUAUUUACGGAGGCUGGCGCGUUGCACGUGGACAUCCAGAGAGUCAAGGUUGAGGACCAUUCUCCCCUAGUCCAGUGCUCAAAAUGCUUGGGCUACGGACAUGGGAGACGGUUCUGCCGAGACUCUCUGGAUGCAUGCAGUCACUGUGGCGGACCGCACCUGAGGGCGGAGUGCCCGGAAUGGAUGGCGGCUGCAGCACCGACGUGCUGCAACUGCCAAAAAGCGAAGAUCGCUGAUUCCGGGCACAACGCCUUCAGCCAGGACUGCCCGGUACGCAAAAGGUGGGACGCGCUAGCCAGAUCCGCCAUAGCGUACUGCUAA